Brassica rapa (field mustard) is the source of this 4485-nucleotide messenger RNA. RefSeq names its product AP2-like ethylene-responsive transcription factor ANT. Gene Ontology annotation, molecular function: DNA-binding transcription factor activity; DNA binding. Gene Ontology annotation, biological process: regulation of DNA-templated transcription. The record is from RefSeq and is a predicted model, not a curated record. Lineage: Eukaryota; Viridiplantae; Streptophyta; Magnoliopsida; Brassicales; Brassicaceae.
AGAUCAAUGAUUUUUUCGUUUGAUGAUAUCAAACUAUCAGCGGAUAUAUUAUGAGGAGCAUUACGAAAAUAAUUUUAUGGAAUAAUGUAGUAUUUGCUUGCAGUUUAAUAUUUAAUUAUGUACUUUUAUUUAUAAUUUUAUAUUUUAGUGUAAGAUUUUUUUAAUUAAUAUUUCUGUAAUAUUUAUAUAUAUGUACUAGUUAUUUAUAGAAGUUUUAUGAAUUUACAUCAACUAAGAUAAAUAUAAAGACUAUAGUGUAAAAUAUAAAUAAUUUUGAAGUUAGAUUUGAAGUUUUGUUUUUGGAGAAGAAUACAUUGAAACUUCAAAUAUAGAGUUUUGAAAACUUUAAAAUAGAGUUCCUUUUUGGAGAUGCUCUAAAGUAUAGUUGUCUCUUGAACAAUUAAUUACUUUGUUUUAAUGCUACUUUUUUGUCACCGAAAAUUAUGAGUGGCAACCCAAACGAACAAGUAACAAAGAGAAAAACUUAUAUAAGCUGUUAGAAUGUCGAGUUUUUGAUUAAUUUGGUAACGAAAGUAAAAAUGUAUUGAGAAAAGAAAAUAUAGAACGGCCGGGAUAUAGAGUCGUCGAGGCCUUCUAGUCGAAGGAAAAUUUUGAUAUGAAAUCCCUCGUCCGAAAACAAGCCUCGUAUGCUGCUCAUUAAAGGAUAAUCCAAUUUAAUGCUUUGAUCAUUAAAAUAAAAGUUUUCGCUUUUAAAGGCUAACGACCGUUUAAUCCAUCAUUAGGAGAAUAUUAACUUUGAUUAAAAUUCUUUAUCCAAAAGUAACCCUUUUUACACAGAAUGAAAUUUGAGCAUUAUUAAAUAAAUUUACGGCUUCCGAUAAUUAUAUGUUCAGCGUAACUUAUAGGAAAAUAUUAACUUUUUAAUUCUUAUUUAAAUCCAGAAAUAAUAUUAAUUUGAUUCUUAUUUAAAUUUCCUCUGCUGCAUACUGCAGGUAUUUGACCAACGACUAUACAUUAAAAGCAAAUCAUCCAGCAGAAAAAACGUUUUCAUGUGGUCAGAAUCAUAUAAGUCUUAAAUUUUUUUUUUGCAGGGAAAACUCUUAAGAAAGUUUGAUAAAAUAAUGUAAAAACUUAAAAUCACAAGUUUUUUUUGUUUGAGCAACAAUCACAAGGUUUAAACUAAGAUAUAAUCAACGGCUCGGACGAUUUUAUACAUAAGUUUAUGUUUUAUUUAGCUACUGCUUUAUUAUUCACAAUAAUGCAACACGAAUAUUGAUUUAAGUAUUGACUAAACUAUUUCCAUUAUAAAAUUGGAAAAGAGUGAUAAUUAAGUCAAAGUGAUUAAAGAUGGAUGGGUAGUCCUUCCGCAAAACGGCGCCGUAGAGGUGUCUUAUCCCACAGUACAGCUGGUUGUGGCAGACAUCAUAGGGCCUACGUAUAUUUGAGCUUUACUGUACGUAUAGUUAGUUCUCACUGUUCACAAAAGUUUAGUUCGUAACGUAUAUAAUUAAUAUAUGCAUGUAACAGUUUUAGUUUAAACCACUUUAUUUGUUUCAUGCAUCGGGAUCUAGUUCGUCUUUUUCCAAAAAAAAUAUCUCCUUAAUCCAACCUGUUAAACUCUUGAAUACAAUGUGUUGCUGGGGGUACAAACAUGUCACAAAUAUAGAGACAGUAUUGUGUAGACGUAUUAUUGUUUGAUGUAUUGCGAAAUCAAAUACUAUAAAUACAAGUAGCGACCACUCGGUUUAAAAUCUUGGAAGGUUACAAAAUAAGAAGAUGAAUUCAAAGGAUGCAGAGCUAUAUAUGUCGGGUCAUUUAGAGCCGUGACCCAAAGGUUCGUCGUAAUUUCGACGGUCGAUCAUGAGGAAUUUUGGAGUUUUCUUCACCCUUUUGUGGACUUCUGUAUAGUUUUUGUCGGUUUAUAGGUUUGUAUUCGUAUCCACUUUGUUUUUUGUUCCUGUAACGAUACGUACUCUAACGAUUAGAAUAACGUUUCAAUUCCAAUUUUAUGAUUAUUUUUCCAUUUAAAAAGUGAUUUGUGCUACACAAGAAAUACUAUAAAAACAAAAAGAACAAAAAUAAAUAAGUAGAAUCAUUUUACUACGAUUUUUCAGGAGUUAAUCUUUUUGUAAGAGAUAUUUGUUAUUAUAAUAUAUUUGAGACAAAAAUAUCCUCUCUAAUAUUUUGUUAGAAGAAUCUUGUUAUCCGUAGCAAAGAGUGUUUUAGUCAGUACGUAGUUGUUCAUUUACGCAUCUCAUAGCCAUAACCAUAACAGUGUAGUAUUAACUUUGAAAUGUUACCAAAGACUUUAGCAAAACAUUAUAUAAUGAUAAGGUGGAAGAUGAGGAAUAUGUAGGGCUAAAAGCGAAAAAAUGAAACUAAAAGCAAAGAAACGUCUUUCUCAAUAAGAACACAGAUCCCAACGGAUUCAAAUAACAAAUCUUUGAGCGUUGCUCUUCGCUCCAUAUAAUAAUAACCUCUCAUAAACCCUUAUCUUAAAUCCUAAAGCCCCUUCCUUCCUUUCACUUCUCCUCCGAAACAAAUAGAGAAUAAAGAUUGUGUGUUCGUUCUUUAGUCAAUGAUUGCGAUUUAGCUUACCACUUCAAGAGAUUUAAAAAAAAAAGUGUGAGAGAGGGCAUAGAUAUAUAUUGAAGAAAGAAAAGAAAUGAAGUCUUUCUGUGAUAAUGAUGAUAGUAAUACGACUAAUUUGCUAGGGUUCUCGUUGUCUUCAAAUAUGUUGAAAAUGGGUGGUGGAGAAGCUCUUUACUCAUCUUCGUCGUCUUCAGUUGCAACUUCUUCUGUUCCACCACAGCUUGUUGUUGGCGACAACAGUAGCAACUAUGGAGUUUGCUACGGUUCUAACUUAGCAGCUAGGGAAAUGUAUUCUCAAAUGUCUGUGAUGCCCCUCAGAUCUGACGGUUCUCUUUGCUUAAUGGAAGCUCUCAACAGAUCUUCUCACUCGAAUAAUCAUCACCAUAGUCAAGUUUCAUCUCCAAAGAUGGAAGAUUUCUUUGGGACCCAUCAUCACAACACAAGUCACAAAGAAGCCAUGGAUCUUAGCUUAGAUAGUUUAUUCUACAAUACCACUCAUGCGCCAAACAACAACACCAACUUUCAAGAGUUCUUUAGCUUCCCUCAAACUAGAAACCACCAUGAGGAAGAAACAAGAAACUACGAGAAUGACCCUGGUUUGACACAUGGAGGAGGGUCUUUUAAUGUAGGGGUAUAUGGGGAAUUUCAACAGUCACUGAGCUUGUCCAUGAGCCCUGGGUCACAAUCUAGCUGCAUCACUGCCUCUCAUCACCACCAAAACCAAACUCAAAACCACCAGCAGAUCUCUGAAGCUUUGGUCGAGACAAGUGCUGGAUUUGAGACAACAACAAUGGCGGCUGCUGCUGCAAAGAAGAAGAGAGGACAAGAAGUUGUCGUUGGACAGAAACAGAUUGUUCAUAGAAAAUCUAUUGAUACUUUUGGACAACGAACUUCGCAAUACCGAGGCGUUACAAGACAUAGAUGGACUGGUAGGUAUGAAGCUCAUCUAUGGGACAAUAGUUUCAAGAAGGAAGGUCAUAGCAGAAAAGGAAGACAAGUUUAUCUGGGGGGUUAUGAUAUGGAGGAGAAAGCUGCUCGAGCAUAUGAUCUUGCUGCACUCAAGUACUGGGGUCCCUCUACUCACACUAAUUUCUCUGUGGAGAAUUAUCAGAAAGAGAUUGAUGACAUGAAGAACAUGACUCGACAAGAAUAUGUUGCUCACUUGAGAAGAAAAAGCAGUGGUUUCUCUAGGGGUGCUUCCAUCUAUAGAGGAGUCACCAGACAUCACCAGCAUGGAAGGUGGCAAGCUCGGAUCGGUAGAGUCGCUGGAAACAAAGAUCUCUACCUUGGAACUUUCGGAACUCAAGAAGAAGCGGCGGAAGCCUAUGAUGUAGCAGCUAUCAAGUUCCGUGGCACAAACGCGGUGACUAACUUUGACAUAACAAGGUACGAUGUUGAUCGCAUAAUGGCUAGUAACACUCUCUUGUCUGGAGAGAUGGCUCGAAGGAACAGCAACAGCAUCGUGGUCCGCAACAUUAGCGACGAGGAAGCCGCUUUAACCGCUGUCGUGAACGGUGGUUCCAAUAAGGAAGUGGGUAGCCCGGAGAGGGUUUUGAGUUUUCCGACGAUAUUUGCGUUGCCUCAAGUUGGUCCGAAGAUGUUCGGAGCAAAUGUGGUCGGAAAUAUGAGUUCUUGGACUACGAACCCUAAUGCUGAUCUCAAGACCGUUUCUCUUACUCUGCCGCAGAUGCCGGUUUUCGCUGCGUGGGCUGAUUCUUAAUCCAAUCUAAUGGCUAACUCUGGUUUUCUUGGUUUAGGGUCCAAGUGUUUAAGUUUAUCUCCGGGUUUAUCCGGUUUGAAUUACUAUUCGGUUUAGUUUAUCGGUAUAAAUAGUACGUUUAGAAGCGGUAUAUGUUUCUUUUGAGUUGUAUUCAUGUGAAACAGAAUGAAUCUCUCUAUAACAUAUGUUAUCAAUGCAUUUCUUUUUACAAA